This is a messenger RNA of Exophiala viscosa, 1410 nucleotides long. RefSeq lists its product as uncharacterized. NCBI's taxonomy places the organism in Eukaryota, Fungi, Ascomycota, Eurotiomycetes, Chaetothyriales, Herpotrichiellaceae. The coding region runs from base 162 to 1193 and encodes 343 amino acids. The transcript has a single exon. The record is from RefSeq and is a predicted model, not a curated record.
GUUUUCCUCCCUAUCGCCAGACCACUCCUACAGUAAGCUCGAUAUCCCUAGGUUUUUGCAUCUAUUCGAUAUCGGGGUAAGAUGAACAACCGCUCGAACGGUUUUGAGUCCUUUUGUCUUGCUUUCACAACCUCAUGAAAUAGGUCUUAGUCUUACCCGCAAUGGCAACUUCCAAUGCAGUCGAUCUGCCAUCCGACACCUCUCUUGCACCGCUGAUGUUAGGGCUCAUCUGGAGUAUGACUGCCAUUGCUGCUAUCGUUAUUGCUCUACGACUCUUCACCUCGACGACGGUGUCACGGAAGAUAACUGCCUCCGACUACUUGGUAAUCGGAGCACUUGUUUUCGGAGUCGCUUGCAACGCAUUGUUCACGGUCUCAGCGCACUUUGGUCUUGGCCGACACAUUUUCUACCUCAAACCAAAACAGCUUUCAGUGACCUUCAAAUACCUAGUCGUCGCACAACCGUUUGGUAUGGUUUCUCCUAUGUUCGCACGAAUAGGCUUCGCAACAUAUCUUCUCCAGCUCGUGGGACCUUGGAGGCUGAACCGCUAUAUUCUGUAUCUGGUGAUUGGAAUGGAGGUCCUAGUGAACCUGAUCUCGGUUAUCCUUUACCUCUCCCAAUGCGGUACUCAUUUCACCGACCUCUGGGACGUUCAACAGGCCUCGACCGGACACUGCAUACCGAGAAGCAUCACGACAAAGUUUGACUAUUUUCAGGGCGCUUUCAAUACGUUGGUGGAUCUCGUCCUUACCUUUAUCCCGAUAAGACUUGUCACAAGCCUGAAGCUUUCACGACGUAUCAAGGCCGGGCUGAUGGUUCUUCUGGGCAUUUCGCUCCUUGCAUCUAUUGCCAGCAUCAUGCGCACCUAUCAGUUGAGUGUCUUGAUCAGAAGCGUAGACUUUACGCGCGCCUCGGCUGCAUUUGCUAUCUGGUACAACGUCGAGAAUUUUGUUGUUAUUGUCGCCGCAUCAAUCCCAACCAUUCGCCCGCUUUUCACCCGAGACAAGAAUCAAAAGCCAGGUAGCAGCAAGACACCACUGUCGUACGGCACAUCAAGCCAACGCACCCAUGAUCAUGAAAAACAAUCUCCUGGAAACGCCUUCGGUGGUGGGGUCUCUGCAGGCGCCGACAGGGGCACUAUUCUGCGCUCUGAUACUUGGGACGUGUCUAGAGACCCUACGCCAGAAGCGUGAUCACUGAAGUCAACAAGGUGCUGUGGUGCUGGAAGGAAUCCGCUCAAGUCGGACGACUUCAAAGGAAGACAAAAUGGGAGCGGCAGCACAUUCAACGACAUGUAUGCAAUUGUUGAUACCGGGUCUCUGCCGCUGCUUGAGAAAGCAUUACACGAAAGGGCGUACAAGAAAGUGGCAGCAGAGAUCAAGAAGCAUCAACGCAGCAUAACAUUUCGUC